UGGACAUUAGACCCGAUGUUUAUCAUUUUUUUUAUUGAUAAGUUGGUUUACGUUCCAUACAUCUCAAAAGUACUGUAAAAAAUAUUUGGACAUUUCAGCAAAAUGUCGCUCAGACAACUUGUUGAAGGUGAUUGUGGAGGUGUCAACCCUCUGAUGCAGCUGGGUGGACAAUUUACACGCGACGCUGCACACAAAGAUGAUCUUGGUUCUCAAGCUGCAUUUGAGCGUAGCAUACGCCAGGAUGAACAGAUGGUUAAUGAUUUUUUGGGUCAAGUGGCAGGUCCACCUCAGUCAUUCCAAAUGGAGACAUUGCUACAGGAAAUGCGAGAAAUCGAGGGACAGGCUUGUCAACGUCAGCUGCACUCUGCGCCACGGGUGAUAGACGAAGUUUCUAGCCAAUGGUCCAGAGAAUUUGGAACACAGAUGGUUACUCCACAGCCACAGCAGCAAAUGGCACAUGUUCGGGAUUUUUUUGAAGAACCUGGUACCUCAGCGUCUUUCAGGGCGGGCAUGCCCUAUAUGCCUUUGUUUCAUUCUUCGUUGCCUAUGAUCGAACAACAAGUACACACAGGAUUAACUGAUAAAUUCUUCGAAGAGGCCAACGCUUUAGAAAAAGCACAAGACCUACCUGAAAGUCUUCAAGGUGAGGAUUGGGUAAACGAUUACAAGGCCAGUAAUGAGAGCAAUGAGCAGGCCGCUGCAAAUUACAAUGAAAAAUUCUGGCAACGACUGCAAGACGAAUGGGCAAAAAUUUCGGAGGAAUCUGAUCACCCAUGGCUUUCUGAGUUUGAUGAAAGCUACGAUCCAUAUAAAGAAUACAAAUUCGCCGAGGAGAAUCCAAUGAAGGAUGUGGAUAAUGCAUUUGAAAAAGGAAAAGAAUACCUGGCAAAAGGUGAUAUACCUAGUGCCGUUUUGUGCUUUGAAGUAGCUGUAAAUAAAGAUCCAGACAAUGCAGAUGCCUGGGAAUAUUUGGGUAUAACUCAGGCGGAAAAUGAAAUGGAUCCACAAGGCAUAGCUGCUUUAAAGAGAUCAUUAGAUAUAAGAUCCGAUAAUCCUAAGGUUUUGAUGGCGCUUGCAGUGUGUUACACCAACGAAAGCUUGCAGUCUCAAGCUGUGAAGAUGCUUACCAAUUGGCUAAAGGCAAAUCCUAAAUACCAACAUCUUGCUCCGUCGCAACCUGAAACUCCUGCUGACGCUGCUGCCCAAAUGGCAUCAUCACUAAUAGGAGGCAAUAAAUUGCAGGAAGUUCAAAAUAUGUACCUUGAAGCUGUCCGUAUAAAUCCCCAGAACGUGGAUCCCGAGGUACAAGAAGCUUUGGGUGUCCUUUACAAUUUAAGCUCGGAGUAUGAUAAGGCAGUAGAUUGCUUUAGAGCCGCUCUCCACGUCGAUCCGCAAAAUGCAAAACUUUGGAACCGCUUAGGUGCGAGUUUAGCAAAUGGUUCUCGCUCAGUGGAAGCAGUAGAAGCCUAUCAAAGGGCUUUAGAGUUGGAGCCGGGAUUCAUUCGUGUGCGCUAUAACGUAGGGGUCUGUUGCUUGAAUUUAAAAGCCUAUAAACAGGCUUGCGAACAUCUUUUAACAGCCCUUAAUAUGCAAGGGAAUAUAGCUGCCGAUCUUCCAGCGGGCACUCCUCUAGGAAAUGGACAUCAAAUGUCCGAAUCAAUAUGGAGUACCUUAAAGAUGGUUAUUUCACUUAUGGGUAGGAACGAUUUACAGGUCUACGUUAGUGAUCGCAAUCUUGAUGCCUUAAAUCAAUCAUUUAAGGAUUAAUUUUAUAUUUUCUAAUUUUCGGGUGAUGGGUUGGUUGGGUCAUUGUUUCAACUAUGCCGUAGGAAAGUAAGAAAAAACUUCACUUAUGAAUAAAAUAAAUUAAAAUAA
Messenger RNA from Stomoxys calcitrans (stable fly), 1875 nucleotides. It is a transcript of the gene Pex5, whose product is annotated as peroxisomal targeting signal 1 receptor. Gene Ontology annotation, biological process: protein import into peroxisome matrix, docking. Gene Ontology annotation, molecular function: protein binding. Lineage: Eukaryota; Metazoa; Arthropoda; Insecta; Diptera; Muscidae. Gene Ontology annotation, cellular component: peroxisomal membrane; cytosol. The record is from RefSeq and is a predicted model, not a curated record. Bases 103 to 1767 code for a protein of 554 amino acids. The transcript has a single exon.